Molecule: messenger RNA, 642 nt
Organism: Colletotrichum phormii
Lineage: Eukaryota; Fungi; Ascomycota; Sordariomycetes; Glomerellales; Glomerellaceae
Exons: 1
Coding region: 322-534 (70 amino acids)
Source: RefSeq, a predicted model, not a curated record
GCCACUGCCACGCUUUCACAUGAAGAGAACAAGCUCUCGCUCUCUCUCACUCUCUUCUUCGCAAUCGCUCAGCCAGCCCCGAACAAGGACAGCUCUCUAUCACACGAACCUUCUGCGACAGCUCAAAUGUCGGGGCCGAGGCUCGCGAGACAACCUUCACACCCUUACGGUUUACCCCAGACCCUGCCAAUCUACCUCGAAAAGGGAACGCGCGUGAGAUCAUGACCGCAUACACCCUUCUCUGCAGACUGCAACCUCCCACACCCAGAACUACGCUCCUGUCAGCAUUUUAAUCCUCCUCUUAACUCCCCGAAUCUGGGCAUGCCAGCAUACCACCUGGACCUGCGCGAAACAAACGGCCAAUGGCAACAACCAGCCCGACACUCACAUCCCCAAUCUGGCCGCCUAGCCCGGUCCGGGUUGCGUCCAUCUAGAGAUAGUACGGGGAACGUAGCAAUCCGAACAACCGUUCAAGAAAUUAAUACCAGAACAUCGACCUCGACGAUGCUCGCCCCCGUCCCAUGCGCACCCUGAGUGUCACUUCCCAAUCAGGCAGCCAAGAAAGGACAAACCCAGGGGUGAACAGACACCGCAGGUUCCGAGGUUCGAGACAGCGCUGAAGAAGACACAGAAGAAAAAAAA